Eimeria necatrix is the source of this 465-nucleotide messenger RNA. RefSeq lists its product as hypothetical. NCBI's taxonomy places the organism in Eukaryota, Apicomplexa, Conoidasida, Eucoccidiorida, Eimeriidae. Bases 1 to 465 code for a protein of 154 amino acids. The transcript has a single exon. The record is from RefSeq and is a predicted model, not a curated record.
AUGCAGCACCAGCAACAGAACCAACUGCACCAGCAGCAGCAGCAGCAGCGGCGGUGGACCCAACUGCCGCAGCAGCAGCAGCAAUACAUCCAACUGCAGCAGCAGCAGCAGCAGUACAUCCAACUGCAGCAGCAGCAGCAGCAGUACAUCCAACUGCAGCAGCAGCAGCAGCAGCAGUACAUCCAACUGCAGCAGCAGCAGUACAUCCAACUGCAGCAGCAGCAGUACGUCCAACUGCAGCAGCAGCAGCAGCAGUACAUCCAACUGCAGCAGCAGCAGUACGUCCAACUGCAGCAGCAGCAGUACAUCCAACUGCAGCAGCAGCAGUACAUCCAACUGCAGCAGCAGCAGUACAUCCAACUGCAGCAGCAGCAGUACAUCCAACUGCAGCAGCAGCAGCACGUCCAACUGCAGCAGCAGCAGCAGCAGCAGCAGCAGCAGCAGCAUACGUUGCUCCUGCCCUGA